Molecule: messenger RNA, 4773 nt
Organism: Camarhynchus parvulus
Lineage: Eukaryota; Metazoa; Chordata; Aves; Passeriformes; Thraupidae
Gene: SERTM2
Product: serine rich and transmembrane domain containing 2
Exons: 2
Coding region: 1087-1362 (91 amino acids)
Cellular component (GO): intracellular membrane-bounded organelle
Source: RefSeq, a predicted model, not a curated record
UCGGAGCCGGAGCUCGGCUCAUCCCCUCCUGGUGCUGCCGAGGGAAGGAGGGAGGCAGGGAGGCUCUGUUUGCCUCCAUCCCAGAGAGCAGCUCAGCCAGAGCAGCUCCUCGGCCUUUGCCCUGCCCCUGCAGGGACCCAGGGGUGCUCUCCAUCAUCAGCUGUGCCCUCCUUCAUCAGCGGUGCCCAUCAUCAGCAGUGCCCUCCAUCCAUCAGCGGUGCCCAUCAUCAGCAGUGCCCUCCAUCCAUCAGCAGUGCCACCCUGCCCAGGUGGCAUCCCAAGGUCGGGAUUUCAGAGCCAUCCCUGCCUCGGAGAUCCACAGCAGAGGAGGAAAAGUGCACUGGGCUGAAGGGCGCUGUGCUGCCUCCAGGACAGCAGAGCCUUCCUGCACAGAUGCCACCGAGGAGAUGCUCCCGGGGACACCAGCAGCGAGCUCGUGGUGUGGAGCAGGGGCUCUGGAGCCUCAUCCCAGCCCUGCUGCCGGCUCUGAAAGAAAUCUGACUUUUUGACCGUUCCUAAUGAGAAACUCAGAACUCCAGACUCCUUAAGCCCUGAAUUAGGAGAGAAGAGAGAUCCCCCCAGACGUUUGGCAAAGCAGAAAACAACCUUCCCCAGCUCACCCAAGGAUAAACCACCUGCUGUGGGAGAGAGAAGCUGGCAGAAAGCUGAUUGCUCAGUCUGUCUGGAAAAACAACGCUUGCAAAGACCAAAGCUGUGCCAACCUUCGCAGCUCAGCUUGAGAGAAGAACCAAAGCUUUUCACCAUCCAAAGGAGGUGACCUACCAAGAGGAGGCCCAAAGUAUUUAUAGGACGAAAUAAAAGCCAGAAGGAAGUGUAAAGCACAAGUGUGAUGCUCGUUGUCAUUGUGACAGCAAGGUGCAAAAUGGUCUGCGCAGGCUUGUCCCUCGCAGCGUGCUCAGCUGUGUGAGCAGCAGCCUCGACACCAAGGGGAUGGAGCAGCUCCUGCUGAAGCCAUCGUGCCAUCUGUGCUGAGCUUCCUCUCCUGACCUCCUCUGUGAGUCUGGUGAGGGGAGACAGGAGAUCUGAAGGUAAAUACAGAAAAUGGACCAAAGCUGACAGAGAGCAAUGACUGAGAUCUCUUUCAAGUUCCGCGGGAACCUGACUGGCCGCGUCCACCUUCCAACUCUGGCUACUGAAGUAGACACAACAGCAGACAAAUAUUCUGGCCUCUAUGUGUACGUGGGCUUGUUCCUAACCCUCCUGGCUCUCCUCCUGAUCCUGCUCUUCUCCAUGCUCCUGCGCCUGAAGCACGUUGUGUCCCCCAUCACCUCCCCAGAGAGCACUGAGAACGUGCAGCACUUCACAGACAUGGAAAUGCACAGCAGGAUCCCCACCACAUAGGGAUCCCACAAAGAGGGCUCUGUGCUUGGGAAAGGUGUUUUUUGUUCAGCAAAGGUGGUGGAAAGAAGCUCUGGGUGCCUGUUGAGCCCCACAAGUUCUUGCAAAGCCUCAGCAGCAUCUGGAGGGUGUUGCUGGCUGUUGGCAUCACAGGCAGCAUGUGUGCAGCAGCCUCCACAAAAUGGACAUCACAGAAACCUGCUGCUGCCAGGGAAGGCUCACACCCCCCUAAAAACCUUGCAGAAAAUGGGAAAAGCCACAUUAAUGACAGCCAAAAACCCAGAGAAACAUAGCAGAAUGUGUCCUGGAGCCUGUGCUUGCUGACCUCUCUCUGAAUCAACAAAGCUGAAGUGGUGUAAGUGGGAAGAGCCCACAGGGCACACGCAGAAAUUGUGGGUGGCUUGAAAAAUCUCAGGCAUUUCUUCCAUUCAAGAAGGAAAACAUUAAAUUGUUCUCUUUCGCUUGAAUGGAUGUCUGCAGCAGCCUCCAUAAAAUGGACAUCACAGAAACUUGCUGCUGCCAGGGAAGGCUCACACCCCUCUAAAAACCUUGCAGAAAAUGGGAAAAGCCACAUUAAUGACAGCCAAAAACCCAGAGAAAUAUAGCAGAAUGUGUCCUGGGGCCUGUGUUUGCUGACCUCUCUCUCUGAAUCAACAAAGCUGAAGUGGUGCAAGUGGGAAGAGUCCAUGGGGCACACACAGAAAUUGUCAGUGGCUUGAAAAUUGUCAGUGGCUUGAAAAUUGUCAGGCAUUUUUCCCAUUCAAGAAGGAAAACAUUAAAUUGUUGUCUUUCACUUGAAUGGCAAUUAAACAAUGGAGUUUCACAAAUAUAGAAAUGUUUCAACACCUGCUGGAACUACAUCUUUCUGACAUUAGAACCCAUUUAAUGAAUAGUUGCACACCAGAUCUCAAAAAGAGACAGAACUUUAAAGAGGAAAGAGAAUAAAGCCAAAAUUGAAGCAAGGUUUAAAAAAAAAAAGAAGCAGCAGCAGCAGGAAAUGAGAUAAAAAAACGUAUAAGACACUCUACCUCUUCCUUAGUCCUCCUUUAUAUGAACUGAGCUGAAUACAAACAUUUUUUGCUGUCAUGCUUUUAGGCUCCUCAGUAUCACUCAGUAAUUAAAAUGCAGUGUAAGUUUUGGGAGCCCAAUUGACAUUGCUCUCCUAACAGACUCCACUUCAUAAUAACAUAUUCUCUCAUAUCCAUAUUGGGUUUUCUUCCUCAAAAGACAGAAAAGUUCUUCCAAAGAUUUUUCAUUUGUUUUCCUCCAAAGAAAGCUGAGGAGAUGCCCAGGCCUGGCACUGCAAUAAGGAAUAGUGGGAACAGCUUUGGACACAGACUAACAGGGAGCACGCAGAUGGAAAAUAAACUCACUGAGCACUGAAAGAUAUGAUUGGAUUCAAAUACCCUGACGGAAUCUCACGGGGGAAAGCAAAGUUUAUUUGAAUUUAUGGAACAACAAUCUGACCCAGUCCUAUGAGUGACGUACAGAGGUAGCCUUUGCUGCUGUGGAUGGAAAAGAUGGAACCAAAUAUGGCAAAGCAUUCCUGGGAGAGCCACUGCCUCUCACAGAAAAACCUUCAGUGAAUUGUUUCAGCCACAUCUCUAAAGGGCAGGUAUUUUACACAGCUUAUCCACUUUAUUACAGUCUAACUCUAGUUCAGCAAUAAAAUCCCCUGCAUGUUUUCCACACAAACAUACAUUCUUAUUUGCCAAUUCUCCUCUCUCCAAGGGCUUGGAAAGUGUAAAGUCCUCACACAAACGCAGUGAAAAUUUAGAGAAGACACUGUCACAUGGACCUGUGAUAGUAGCAUGAAAUUUUUCUUCAAAUGCUCUGUUUACAACAGGUUUUUUUGCUUACCUUUGAAGGUCUGGGUGAGCUGUUUGGACUGGGAAUAUCUGGGCUUUUACAGAUGGUUGGGGGUGAAGCAGAAUGACAGAUAACACUCCCCCUGGAUACACUGGAUCUCUCAGCAGGACCAGUGCAACUUCUCACUGAUGUAUUGAGUACAAAACCAUUUAAACACUGCUUCCUUAUACUGAAUAAUUCCUUUUUGCUUCGUUAACCCCUGUGAAUCACAGAAUCCCAGAAUGGUUUGGGUUAGAAAGGACCUUGUUCCAUCCCCUGCCAUGGGCAGGGACACCUUCCACUAUGCCAGGUUGCUCCAAGCCCUGUCCAGCCUGGCUUGGGACAGCGAACCAGAACAGUGAUUGUGUGAGGGAAUACACCAAAAAAUUCACUCUCAGCAGUGUCUUUCCGUGCCAUGCUUGGCUGUAUUUCCCUGGGAAAAUGACAGGAUGCAGGUUAUCCUCUAUGGGGACAACACCAGGCAGGAUGGUGGCUUCACACCACGUCUGAAGACUGGCUCCUCGACUCUCAGUACUGCACAAGAGCCAAAAUUUUUUGUGACGAUUAGGCUAUUAAUCCAACUAAGACAGAUGGCUACUGAGUUAGACAAUGACAUUUAAAAUUAACAAUGAGGCAGCUCAGCCCAGGCUCAGCAUCUGACCCUGGAAAACUUCUCCAUUCAAAAGCUACCACUUACCUAGACCCUGUUCUAACUUGCUAAAUCAGCAACUCAACCACAUUAGCUUCCCAGCACAGCUACCUGCAGAAAAGCCUUGUAUUGAGGAGUCUGCAGGACAGACUCAGCUUUUAUUGACAGACUUUUAUUGAUAUAAAAUAUCAGACCUACUGAUGGAAAAUGACAGUAUCAAAUUCUGAGUGCUCUGAUCUCAGUCAAAAUGGCUUCUGAGGUACAGGUCAGGACUGAGCUUCUUUCCAUCACGCUAAGGAAUGUUAAUUCACAAGAGUCUCCCAACACUUUAAAACUUAUUCAGUAACUAUCCUUUAAAUAAAUGAGUAAUCUCUUUAUAUAUCAGAUGGUAUCUUUGGGCAGACUGUGUAUUUUUAUAGAGUACUCUUAUGGAAGGCUGCCCUAUCUUCUCACAGGAAAAUGACAAGUUUUCUUUCCAAAGCUUCAUUUCACAUAACGUCUCUGUCCCACUUGACACAUCUACAGUGGCACUCAGGGUGCCUCAUUUGUCUGUAAAAUCCCAGUAUAUUUUAAAACUUUUCCCACUGAGAAAUAGAAGAAUGCCUCUCCCCUCUUUUCAUUAUCAUUUGCCGUGUCCCAGACCUGAGGGAUGUGCUGGGAAGAAAGAAUGUUUGGAUGUGCUGGCCUGUGUUUGGUGAGUGGCCUCUAGUGGAGUUUGGCAUUCUUUGGCUUUCAGAAGUGGUUAUUGGAACUUUUGCACAGUUUUGGAGCAUCUUUUGGAACUUUUGCUGCAUCUUGGAGCGCUGCAGGUAUCACAGCCAUACCCUUCCCCUCCUGCAGGCUGUUCUCUUCCCACUUGUCCAUGUGCUAUAGAAAAUGAGGUUUUUUACAAAAAUAAAGAGGCACAUUGCUAUGAA